Molecule: messenger RNA, 936 nt
Organism: Etheostoma cragini (Arkansas darter)
Lineage: Eukaryota; Metazoa; Chordata; Actinopteri; Perciformes; Percidae
Product: olfactory receptor 52B2-like
Exons: 1
Coding region: 1-936 (311 amino acids)
Biological process (GO): G protein-coupled receptor signaling pathway
Cellular component (GO): membrane
Molecular function (GO): olfactory receptor activity; G protein-coupled receptor activity
Source: RefSeq, a predicted model, not a curated record
AUGGACAACCUGUACAACACAUCAUAUGUUUUAGUGCUGAAUCGCUUUAAUCUGUCCUCUGAAGAAGUCUUUCCUGCAUUUCUUUUUGCAACUCUGAGCUACAUGAUCAUACUUUUCUGCAACCUUAUUCUAAUCCUCACCAUUGUACUGAACAAAUCCCUGCAUCAGCCCAUGUAUCUAAUUCUGCUGAACCUUCCUAUCAACGACCUUGUAGGCUCCUCAGCCCUCUUCUCACAGCUCAUCAAAGACUUACUGACAAACAGCAAGACAAUGCAGUACUCAGCUUGUGUUGCCCAAGCAUUCUUUCUCCACAUCUAUGCAACAGGUGCAGUGACCAUUCUGUGUGCUAUGGCAUAUGACAGAUACAUUGCCAUAUGUUUGCCUUUGAAAUACAACACAAUAAUGACAUAUGCUCAUAUUAUGAGAAUAAUCACAGUUGUUUGGGUAUGUUGUAUAGUUUUAAUAGGUGUGCUUUUUUUCCUGCUUUUGCGUUUACCCCGCUGUCGAUCUGAAAUUACUCAUCCCUACUGUGAUAAUCCAUCUUUGCUGACUCUGGUCUGUGCCAACACAACCAUCAAUAACAUUUACGGGCUUUUUACAGUUGCUCUUACACAAGUUAUGGCCAAUGGGAUGAUUUUGUACACAUAUCUGCGGAUCCUUGUUGCAUGCUUCAAAUCCAAAAGACCAGACACAAAAGCCAAAGCUUUGCAGACAUGUGCUACACAUCUAUUUGUUUUUCUCCUGUUGGAGUGUCUGGGUCUUUUUACCAUCAUAUCAUACAGAAUAAAUAACAUUUCACCACAACUUAGGAGUUUCAUUGGGAUGUCGACUUUAAUUUUCCCCCCAACAUUGAAUCCGAUCAUCUAUGGACUGAAGACAAAAGAAAUUCGAGAAAAAGUAGUGCACUUUUGUAGGAAUAAAAUCCCUCCCUUUUAG